AUGAACGGCGGUCCAUCGACGACUGCGCGCUUCGCCGCGUCCGGAGUGCCAGAGUCGGCUGCGCUGCCCGCGGCUUGCGCCCUGCGUGCCCCGACCGGCCGGCAGCCUAAGUGCGCGCGCUGCCGUAAUCACGGUCGCCGUCGGCUCGUGCGCGGCCACAAGCGCCACUGUCCCUUUCGGGAGUGCACGUGCGAGAAGUGCGAGCUCAUUGCCGAACGCCAACGAGUCAUGGCCAAACAGGUCGCCCUGAGAAGGGCCCAAGCAGCGGCUGAAUCGAGGGGCAACCAGCUGAUAACCGAUGAAGAAGAAGAUGGAGAUCAGUUGCCAGGCAACCCUGUGCACGUCGCCCCUCCAUCCCAGUGGAGCUCGGGCGAUGUCAUGAUGCCCGACCAGACGUCGUCAUUUGCACAGGAAACGUCCACAUGUGUUACUGUAGGUAUCCUGGAGGACAUUAGACAGCGUCGAUAUGUGCAAGAGGCCAUCGCCUGCCUCUCCAACGCUCUCGCUGUGUCUGGUGCUGAUGCGUCGCCCCUCCUUUACCUCUACGCGCUCCUGCGAGAGACAAACUUCAGCGUCGAUCGUGCUUUUGCCCGGCUACUAGAAGCUCGCCUCGAGGUCCAAUCACUGGCCAUGCACGAUUCGCUCCAAAAACCGCCAGCCAGUCCAGCUGUCACGCCGGCUCUGCACAUGUGGACUAGGGUGCCCUGCCAGCCAUGCUCAGCCCCUGCCGCCACCAGCCUGCUGGCGAUGCCUAGUUUGCUGUCACCCGGCCUCCCAGGGACGCUACAGCAAGCUGUUCCCAUGAGCGUCUGCACCCGUCCGUGCGCGCCUACUGCGCACAGCUGCGCCCUAGCCGCUUCUCUGGCUGAGCGGCCCUGCCCGGAGGAUCGCGAGAGAUGUCGUUCAAGCAGCAGCGACUCAUCGGGCGACGAAUUGGUCCUGGAUGUGGACACUGAGCAGGAGCCGACUUUGAAAUGUUGAAUGAAGGUGUCAUAUAACGGCAGCAAACUGUGCGCUGCUGCACGCAGCUUGUAGCAGUGUAUUGAGCUGCAGCUUUCUAUUACUUUUUGAAGUACACUGGUGUAUGAGUAGCGUACAUGGCAACCUUUUAUAGCAAGCGUCCACUGUCCUCCAGUAAGCAGAUGCAAGCAGGUAACAAAGGAUUCCGUGAGAUGCACCAGGCUUAGUUCUUGUGAAAUUUGAUGAGUAGGCGGACCUUCUUGUCUCGCGUUUAGAAGCACUGUGGGUGGGCUUAAUAGAUGCGGAAUGCUAAACAUAUCCAACAAAUUUUAACCACUGCUUUUUUGUGUACUCAAUUGCUUCUGAGGUGUAGCGAAACGCAGAGUA
Rhipicephalus microplus (southern cattle tick) is the source of this 1347-nucleotide messenger RNA. RefSeq lists its product as uncharacterized. Gene Ontology annotation, molecular function: RNA polymerase II cis-regulatory region sequence-specific DNA binding; DNA-binding transcription factor activity, RNA polymerase II-specific. Lineage: Eukaryota; Metazoa; Arthropoda; Arachnida; Ixodida; Ixodidae. The record is from RefSeq and is a predicted model, not a curated record. Gene Ontology annotation, biological process: regulation of transcription by RNA polymerase II; sex differentiation. Gene Ontology annotation, cellular component: nucleus.